AUGAGCAACACCUUCCUCUUCACCUCCGAAUCUGUUGGCGAGGGCCAUCCUGACAAAAUCUGUGAUCAGGUUUCUGAUGCUAUCCUUGACGCCUGCUUGGCUCAAGAUCCCUUGUCCAAGGUUGCUUGUGAAACUGCUGCCAAGACUGGUAUGAUCAUGGUGUUCGGUGAAAUCACCACCAAGGCCAACUUGGACUACCAAAAGAUCAUCCGUAACGCCAUCAAGCAAAUUGGUUAUGAUGACUCUUCCAAGGGUUUCGAUUACAAGACCUGUAACGUGCUUGUUGCCAUUGAGCAACAGUCCCCUGAUAUUUCUCAAGGUCUUGUGCAAAAGUCCUUCAACAUUGAGGAUAUUGGUGCUGGUGAUCAGGGUAUCAUGUUUGGCUAUGCAUCCGAUGAGACUCCUGAAAUGAUGCCCAUGACCGUUGUUUUGGCUCACAAGCUCAACCGCCGUAUGGCCGACCUUCGUCGUGAUGGCACUCUUGGCUGGCUCCGUCCCGAUUCCAAGACCCAAGUCACCAUUGAAUACCGCAAGGAAGAAGAUGGCUCCCUUACCCCUCUUCGUGUUGACACCGUUGUCAUCUCUGUUCAACAUGAUGAGCACAUUGGUCUUGAAGACUCCCGUAAGGCCUUGAUGGAACAUGUUAUCAAGCCUGUUAUUCCUGAGCACUUGCUCAAGGACACCAUCUACCACUUGCAACCCUCUGGCAAGUUCAUCAUUGGUGGUCCUCAAGGUGAUGCUGGUUUGACUGGUCGUAAGAUCAUUGUUGAUACCUAUGGUGGCUGGGGUGCUCACGGUGGUGGUGCCUUCUCUGGUAAGGAUUGGUCCAAGGUCGAUCGUUCUGCUGCCUAUACCGCUCGUUGGAUUGCCAAGUCUCUUGUUAAGGCUAAGCUUGCUCGUCGUUGCCUUGUCCAACUUUCUUACGCUAUUGGUGUUGCCGAACCCCUUUCCAUCCACGUUGACACCUAUGGCACUGGUGCCAAGAGCGAGACUGAUUUGGUUGAGAUUGUUCGCCAAAACUUUGACCUUCGCCCUGGUGUGAUCGUCAAGGAGUUGGAUCUCUUCAAGCCCAUCUACCAACAAACCGCUGCUUACGGUCACUUUGGUCGUGAGGAAUUCACCUGGGAACAGCCCAAGGAGCUCAAGUUCUAA
Molecule: messenger RNA, 1152 nt
Organism: Lichtheimia ornata
Lineage: Eukaryota; Fungi; Mucoromycota; Mucoromycetes; Mucorales; Lichtheimiaceae
Product: S-adenosylmethionine synthase
Exons: 3
Coding region: 1-1152 (383 amino acids)
Biological process (GO): S-adenosylmethionine biosynthetic process
Cellular component (GO): cytosol
Molecular function (GO): methionine adenosyltransferase activity; ATP binding
Source: RefSeq, a predicted model, not a curated record